CCUGUAUGAGGGAAGAGGCUCCACCGGUCAAGCAGCAUAUAUCAGCCAGCCCUCCGGAGAUAACAAGGAACCUAUUAUACAGCAGCAAAGAUGAACACCGACGCGAUUGUUGUCGUUUCUGCCGCAAGAACUCCUAUAGGGUCAUUCAAUGGAGCCCUUAGUAGUGUACCCCUCCAUGAACUUGGGACAGUAGUCAUUAAAGACGUGUUGAAGAGGGCUAAUUUAAAACCAGAGGAGGUCUCAGAGGUCAUCAUGGGACAUGUUCUCACUGCAGGUCAUGGGCAGAACCCUGCCCGGCAGGCAAGUGUUGCAGCUGGUAUUCCAUACUCUGUGCCAGCGUGGAGCUGUCAGAUGGUGUGUGGAUCUGGUCUAAAAUCUGUUUGUCUUGGGGCUCAAUCCAUCAUGACAGGAGAAUCCAGUAUAGUAGUAGCAGGAGGCAUGGAGAGCAUGAGUCGGGCUCCUCACAUACUGAAUAUGAGGUCAGGGGUGAAGAUGGGAGAUGCUGCUUUGCAGGAUUCUAUAUUGACUGAUGGACUCACAGAUGCUUUUCACAACUACCACAUGGGCAUCACAGCUGAAAAUGUGGCCAAGCAGUGGGGUGUGACCCGUGAAGCUCAGGACCAGUUUGCAGUGACUUCACAGAACAGAACUGAAGCUGCACAGAAGGCUGGAUAUUUUGACCUGGAAAUAGUGCCUGUCAUGGUUCCAUCCAGGAAAGGUCCAGUUCAAGUGAAAGUCGAUGAGUUUCCUCGGCCUGGUAGUAAUAAUGAUUCUAUGUCUAAACUAAAGCCAUGUUUUAUAAAGGACGGUUCUGGUACGGUAACACCUGGAAAUGCAUCAGGGAUAAAUGAUGGAGCCGCAGCCGCUGUUCUCAUGAGCCAAUCAGAGGCUAAGAAGCGGGGCCUAAAACCAAUGGCACGGAUCACAUCCUGGGCUCAGGCUGGCCUUGACCCUUCAGUCAUGGGCACAGGGCCCAUUCCUGCUAUAAGGAAAGCUGUUGAGAAAGCAGGAUGGAAGCUGGAUGAGGUCGAUCUGUAUGAGAUAAAUGAAGCUUUUGCUGCUCAGUCCAUUGCAGUGGUACAGGAGCUCGGGUUAAACCGUGAAAAGGUUAAUGUGUGUGGAGGAGCUAUUUCUCUUGGACAUCCUCUUGGUAUGUCUGGUUGUAGAGUGUUGGUGACUCUGCUCCAUUCACUUCAGAGGACCGGGGGGAAGAAAGGGGUUGCGUCAUUGUGUAUAGGUGGUGGAAUGGGGAUAGCCAUGUGUGUAGAAAGAGAGUAAAGACAGUGUACUGUUGACAUUGAACAAUAACAGUAAAACAUGUUUUCACAACACUACAGCAAUCAUAUACUUGUACACUGUAAAUAAAAGGGAAAAAAACAAUAAUCAAAAUCAUAAGUCUUAAUAGCCAAGUCUGGUUAUGUCUUAUUUCGUCUCAGAGCGUCUUUACUCUCUCAUAAAAAAGCAAAUCUAUUGUGCAUAGUCUGAACACUACCAUGUUCGCUUCAGUUUUAAUCAUUUAUGGUUCGCAAUAUCAGCUUUUAAGACAUUCCUUGUGUUAUUCGUCUAUGGCUGCUGAACUAAUCACACCGUGGAGCUUUUAUUGGUAACUGUGCAGGUCUAUGUAUUGCAUAUGAAGUAUGAUGAGAAACUGAUUAGAAUUUGUUGUGUUUAUGUUCUCUCUGUAUUAAUUCACCAGUAUGUUCAAUGAAGUGAAUGUGGUUCUCACAGAAUGUAAAACGGGACCCAGUAUUUAUGUAAUAGAUAUGACUGUCUAUGCUGUUUAACAGAACUGCCUUAGCGAAUGUGCCAAAAAAACUUAAUUAUAUUGUAAUCUGUGCUUCCAAUAGACAGCCCUUUAAUACUUUCACACUGUUGAUUUUUACCUCAGGGGAAGAACUGUUUACAUAUAUAUCCCGUACUGUUUUCCUGCUUAAUAAAAUUGUAAUUAAGUUA
Molecule: messenger RNA, 1953 nt
Organism: Triplophysa dalaica
Lineage: Eukaryota; Metazoa; Chordata; Actinopteri; Cypriniformes; Nemacheilidae
Gene: acat2
Product: acetyl-CoA acetyltransferase 2
Exons: 9
Coding region: 91-1278 (395 amino acids)
Biological process (GO): fatty acid beta-oxidation
Molecular function (GO): acetyl-CoA C-acetyltransferase activity
Source: RefSeq, a predicted model, not a curated record